Messenger RNA from Rana temporaria (common frog), 1434 nucleotides. RefSeq names its product solute carrier family 25 member 28 (gene SLC25A28). Gene Ontology annotation, molecular function: ferrous iron transmembrane transporter activity. NCBI's taxonomy places the organism in Eukaryota, Metazoa, Chordata, Amphibia, Anura, Ranidae. Gene Ontology annotation, cellular component: mitochondrial membrane. Bases 206 to 1273 code for a protein of 355 amino acids. The record is from RefSeq and is a predicted model, not a curated record. Gene Ontology annotation, biological process: iron import into the mitochondrion. The transcript has 4 exons.
UGAGCGUAGCAGGCGGCCAAUGAGCGUGUGGAUUAUGCAACAGAGUGUGCCCGCCUACAGGGGACGCCCAAUGGUCGCGGGGUGGGUGUGUCUCUAGGCCCCUCUUCUCGGUGGCGCCACCACGGCGGUGUCGGGUGGUUCUGACAUCCAAGAGCGGCGCUCAGGGGCCCGGACCGGCGGCCAAGAGCAGCCCGGAGACUGUACUAUGGAACUGGAAGCCGUGCUGAAGGAGCGGGGCGCCUCGGCUGGGGAUCCGGCCCUCAUGCUGGGAGCCUGGGUCAAACGUGGCUGGCCGACCGGGCCCGAGCCGGAACUGAGCAGCCGCGCCGCCCCCGAGGGAGGCCGAGUCCCCGAGCUGGAGUACGAGGGGCUGCCCGAGGGAUCUACCGUCACCACACACAUGAUGGCCGGAGCCGUGGCCGGGAUUAUGGAGCAUUGCCUCAUGUACCCUGUGGACUGUGUGAAGACCCGGAUGCAAAGUCUGCAGCCUGAUCCCGCCGCUCGCUACCGCAACGUGAUGGAGGCCUUGUUCAAAAUCAUCCGCACGGAGGGAUUCUGGAGGCCGAUGCGAGGAUUGAACGUUACAGCGAUAGGAGCUGGGCCGGCACAUGCCCUGUAUUUUGCCUGCUAUGAGAAACUGAAAAAGACAAUGAGUGAUGUCAUCCGCCCCGGGGGCAAUAGCCAUAUAGCUAACGGGGCCGCUGGCUGUGUAGCGACACUGUUGCAUGACGCAGCGAUGAAUCCUGCUGAAGUAAUCAAGCAGAGGAUGCAGAUGUACAACUCGCCGUACCGGAAGGUGACGGACUGUAUGAGAGCCGUGUGGCGCAACGAGGGUGCUGGUGCCUUUUACAGAAGCUACACGACGCAGCUGACCAUGAACAUCCCCUUCCAGGCCAUUCACUUUAUGACUUAUGAGCUCAUGCAGGAGCACCUAAAUCACCAGAGACAAUACAACCCAACCUCCCACGUGCUGUCCGGCGCCUGCGCAGGGGCGGUGGCCGCCGCCAUCACCACGCCGCUGGACGUUUGCAAAACCUUACUGAACACGCAGGAGACGCUUGCCUUGAAUUCCUCCAACAUGAGCGGACAUAUCACCGGCAUGGCCAACGCCGUUAGGACGGUUUAUCAAGUGGGCGGCAUCGCGGCCUACUUCCGAGGAGUUCAGGCCCGAAUCAUCUAUCAGAUGCCCUCCACGGCCAUCGCGUGGUCUGUGUACGAGUUCUUCAAAUACAUCAUCACCAAGCGUCAGGAAGAGAGGAGGGCGGGUCACUGAAGCGCCAUACCAAAGCACAGCCGUUAUUCCAGGCCGGGGUGAACUGUCAGCCGGCAUGAUCUGCCUUUUUUUUUCUUUUAAUGUUUUAUCUAACCUGUUCUUAGCGUGCCGAGAGCUCUGUCCUCCAUCACUGUCCCUUAAUACAAUGCACAGAACACGGA